CGUUGCAUCUGCCCAAAACGCCAUGGCAGGCAAGCCCAAGGAGUACCCAGCGCUGCUCGCGCACGACGUGGUGUGCAACGACGCCCACGCCGACCUCCUUGGUCGCAUGCAGCCGUCUGCGCGCUUCAAUGCAGACCUCGUCACUGAGAGUCCCACGGUCCCGUUCACGUACACGCGUCGGUACCUGGUCAUGACGACGAGCGGGCUCCGGACGCACACGAUCUCCGAGUCCUGCGAGCACCCGCGUAGCCGUGGCCGAUGCGACGCAGCGCUCCGUGUGCCUCUGCGCUUUGUCGACAUGAUCCAGUGCAAGCCGACCAUCGGCAAUGGCGUCGAGUGGUUCAUGGUGCGAGUGCAAUGGACCGACAAAUCCAGCGACACGUGGAUGCAUGCAGCGGACGUCCGUCAAGAGCACCGCAACUUGCUGCAGCAGCUCUUCAUGGCGACGCUCAACUCGUGGCAGCGCGUCGACAAGGUCCUUCCGGCGUCGUGGGAGGCCUACCCGGCUGAAGACCGCCUCUGGCUCGACGACCCGCUCGUGGCCAGCUGGCUGCAAACGGCGCAACCGAUCAAGGUGCAGCCGCCAGAUGACGUGCAAGCGACGCUCAAGCGUCCGGCGGCACCACUGGGUACGCACAGCAAGCGCAUGAAGCCGCCUCUUCCCGACGACACCGAGUCCGACGACUCGAUGGACGAGCAAAGCGAGCACGAGCCGACUCCUGCUGCCGUCGUUGACAUGGUUGACGAAGCCGUGUGCAAUCUGAGCAUGCUCGAACUCAAGGCCAAGCACUUUUCUGCACUGCCGUCGCCACCGCCGGUGUCCGUCGCCUGCCCGUGCGGCUUGGUCGCCGACGACGACGACGCGUACUUGGGUCUCUGGUUUGUCUGCGCCAAUAAGCACUGCGGCCGCGCGAUGCACGCCGUGUGCACGAGCCCGGCCGCGCGUUUUUGUGCGCGCUGCGAGCCGCGACCUCGUCGCACGUUGAGCGCCAUCGACCUCGUCCUCGCCGCGCAGGUCAACGCAGUGCACUUGCUCCGUGCCGAAAAGGAUGUCCCUCUCGAGGGGUCGUUGCUGCAUGAGUGCAUUUUAGCGGCCGCCGACGCGGGCGCCAUCGACGCGCUGCAGUACCUCCUCGCGCGCAGCCCCAAGGCCCAGUGGCACUCGAUUGUCGACGACUUUGGCCGCAACCCGCUGCAUUUGGCGAUUGCGCACCGGCACGCGAGUGCUGUCGAGCACAUGGUGUCGCAGCGGCCGCUGCUCUUGCUCGCGACGGACGCCUUCCAGCAGUCGGGCAUGGAGCUCCUCUUGUACGAGCUGCCCGGCGUGUUUUUGCGCCUCGUACAGCAGCUCCCUUUCUUGCUGCAGAUCUCGGACGACAAGAACAAUACCAUGGCGCACAUGUUGUGCCGCGCGCUGCCGCAGACCGACUUUGCCGCGCUCGUCAAUGUGAUGCCGUACAACCUGUUUGUCUCGUCGAACGACGACGGUGAGACACCCUUGAUGCGCGCAUGUCAGCACCCUGACCUCGGGGCCCAGCACUUGCGGGUGCUGGCCCUCCCGACGGAUUGGUGGUUCGUGACCGACCGAAAUGGGCACGGGCCGCUGCACCACCUGCUCAUGGCCGGGAACGGCCACCUCCUCUUGCACGUCGAACGCUCCGUCGUGCUGGAGACGCCAGAUCUCUAUACGUGUGCGAUGCAGCGCGGUCAAACCAUGGCCGUGGCCAUGCUGCUGCGUCACUUUGAUGCGCGCUUGCUCGAGCGCGAGGGCGCGGAUCAGCUCUGGCCCAUCGUGCUUGCGCCCACGUCUGCGUUUGUGUUGCAGCUGCUCAAGCACCACACGCGCGCCCAGCUGCAGUAUGUGCACGAUGCGGCCGCGGUGGCGCCGGAUGCGGUGCGCACCCUCGUGCACCGGAUGGCGACCGACGCGAGCAUCCUCACGUUCCUCGACCAGCUCGUCGCGGCCGAGACGAACCUGCUGGCAGCACCGUUCUUUGUGCGGUACCAGCACUUGCUUGGCUUGGACGCCAAGCUCUCGCAGCUGCGCAAUGUCUUGACGCUACCACGAAGCGCGGUUGGCGUCAUCAUCACGGCGCCGGACGAGGCAUCGUGCUGGGCCGCGCUGCUCUUGGCGGCCGGGUCGAUCUCCAACUGGCGCGAGCCCAUCACGCUGUGCACGCCGAGCCGUCGCUUUGUGUCGUCCGACGACGCUUUCUGGUCGAUGCUCUGGCCGCAACUGCUGGCGGCGCGCGUGCUGGACGAGCUGCACCCUGCGACCAUGCUCGUGCUCGGCAAGCUCGUCGGGCACCUCGUGUGCAUGCAGAAGACACUGCCGCCAACGCCGACGAUGUCCAUGGACCUCUUCCGGUGCCUCGUCGACAAGCCGAACGCAAUGUCGGCAGCGUACCUCGCGAAGCGCGCGGAUCGCCACGUGCUCGAGACAGCCGCGAGCGCGUUUCGCCAGCAGUUGUUCCGCCUCGUGCCGCUCGACCAGUGGACCGCGCCCGAGCUCUACGUGCUCAUGUUUCGCGUGCCUCGGGACGUGGCGGCGUGGCGGGCGCAGGUGCAGCACCAGCCCGGCGUCGAGCCCCACACGAACGAGACGAUCCAGAUGUGGUGGCGCGUCGUCAACGCGCUUCCGACGCCCGUGUACAGCAUGCUCCACGUCAUUGUGGGCGGGGGUCCGUGGAUGCUGGGCAUCAACACGAUUUCGACCACGCUCGGGCCACGCGAGGUCACGCUGAGCGCCGACAUUGCGACGGAGAAGGACCUCACGGACGCAUUGACCCUAGCACUUCGGGCCGCAUGAGCG
Molecule: messenger RNA, 2812 nt
Organism: Saprolegnia parasitica CBS 223.65
Lineage: Eukaryota; Oomycota; Saprolegniomycetes; Saprolegniales; Saprolegniaceae
Exons: 3
Coding region: 23-2809 (928 amino acids)
Molecular function (GO): protein binding
Source: RefSeq, a predicted model, not a curated record